Malania oleifera is the source of this 1353-nucleotide messenger RNA. Its product is annotated as protein JINGUBANG-like. The transcript has a single exon. Lineage: Eukaryota; Viridiplantae; Streptophyta; Magnoliopsida; Santalales; Ximeniaceae. Gene Ontology annotation, molecular function: protein binding. The record is from RefSeq and is a predicted model, not a curated record. The coding region runs from base 1 to 1353 and encodes 450 amino acids.
AUGGAAAUCUAUGGCAAAAGAGCCCUUAGGAGCAUCAUGGAUGAAGAAAGAAAAAAAAUACAUUUAGGCAGGAGAGUUUCCUUUGGAAGCUGUCAAAAUACAUCGGACUCCACUUGCCACAUUGCUUCAGCAAGAACAUCAUCUGCUUCCGCAUCAUCGAUCCCAAUGUCACUUAUGAGUCCCGAGACGCCAUGGGCACUCUCUCCUGCACACUCAUCUCCCUCUCCAACUCUUCUCUACCAUUGUUUGGCUUCUGUCCACCGCCAUGAAGGUAACAUCUUAUCUAUUGCAGUCUCAAGAGAUUUCAUAUUGACAGGCUCUGAAAGUAGUCGAAUUUAUGCAUGGAAGCAACCGGAUUGUAUUGAAAUGGGCUAUAUUAAAGCGAAUUCUGGAAAAGUUCGAGCCAUCUUGGCAUGUGGGAACCUGCUCUUCUCUGCUCAUAAUGACUGCAAAAUUCGUGCAUGGGAUGUCACACUCAAAGAGAAUUUUCGACCAAAGAAGAUUGCAAGCUUACCUCGAAAAAACUCGUUCUUACGGUUUCCAAAGAAGAAUACCAAUCAACACAAAGAUUCCAUCUCCUGCAUUGCUUACAACCAUGUUGAGAAGAUUUUAUACACAGGCUCAUGGGACAAAACUGUAAAAGCUUGGAAGGUCUUAGAAAAUCGGUGUAUUGAUUCUUUCAUGGCUCAUGAAGGUCGAGUUAAUGACAUUGUCAUCAAUCAACUAGAUGGGUGUGUUUUCACCUGCUCCUCUGAUGGCACAGCAAAGAUAUGGAGAAGAGUUUAUGGAGAAAGCUCACAUAAUCUCAUCAUGACACUGAAAUUUCAACUCUCGCCAGUCAACGCCUUGGCAUUGAGCUCAUCACACAGCACUUGCUUCCUCUACUCUGGCUCGUCAGAUGGGCUUAUAAACUUCUGUGAAAAAGAGAGAAUGUCCAGCAGAUUUAACCAUGGAGGAUUUUUACAAGGCCAUCAUCUUGCAGUUCUUUGCCUAGUAACAAUAGGGGAACUAAUCUUUAGUGGUUCGGAUGAUGCAACAAUACGAAUAUGGAGGAGAGAGGAAGGAAACAACCUCCAUUCGUGUCUUGCUGUCAUGGAAGGACAUCAUGGGCCAGUGAGAAGCUUAGCUGCUUCUUUGGAAAGAGAGAAUACUGUUCAGGGACUGUUAGUUUAUAGUGCAAGCUUGGAUCGAACAUUUAAGGUAUGGCGGGUUAAGGUGCUUCCUACUGAGAAGGUGAAAUUUGAGGAGUCAGAAACAAAUUAUCAGCAAACAGAGACGGCGGAGUUCGAAAUGAGCCCAGUAUUAUCACCUUCAUGGGUGGAGAAGAGGCUUCAAGCCAAAACUUUUCAGUAG